Fundulus heteroclitus (mummichog) is the source of this 6712-nucleotide messenger RNA. It is a transcript of the gene bicra, whose product is annotated as BRD4 interacting chromatin remodeling complex associated protein. The record is from RefSeq and is a predicted model, not a curated record. The transcript is spliced from 15 exons. The coding region runs from base 80 to 5746 and encodes 1888 amino acids. Gene Ontology annotation, cellular component: SWI/SNF complex. Lineage: Eukaryota; Metazoa; Chordata; Actinopteri; Cyprinodontiformes; Fundulidae. Gene Ontology annotation, biological process: positive regulation of DNA-templated transcription.
ACUCGGGUCCUGUUGAGCAGCCCGUGCGAGGCUGUCCUGGAGACCCCGCGCCGCCUGCACCUCUAACGUCUCGGUUGUCAUGGAUGAUGAAGAUGGCAGGUGCCUUCUAGAUGUAAUUUGUGACCCAGAAGCUCUAAAUGACUUUCUUCAUGGAUCUGAGACCCAUUUGGACACUGACGACCUUUUGGAUGGUACGAGUGACCCCUCCAGCUCGUUCUUCUCUACCACUGGGGGCCAUGUUUCAGAGGUCCAGCCUGCGGUCCAGCUGCCUGCCAGCGAGUCGGCGGGCCUGCCCAGAGUCAGCGUGGACUUGGACUUCCUGGAGGAUGACGACAUCUUGGGUGGGUCGCCCGGUGGAGAGGGCGGCAGCAAUGGCAUCGGGUCGAACCACGAGCCGUGCGACAUCCUGCAGCAGAGUCUGGCCGAGGCCAACAUUACAGAGCAGAGCCUGCAGGAAGCCGGGACUGAGCUGGACCUGGUGUCCUUCGGAAUCCCGGGCCUUACCCAAGUGGUCCAAAGCCUGCCUGACGCCGGUCUCUCCGCAGCUGGAGGUGCCGCCGUUGGGGUAGGGAUCGGCGUUGGUGGCGCGGCGGCACUCUUCCCCGGGUCGGCCCAGAGCACCGCGGGGAAUCCUUCCAACGCCACGACGGACAUGCUGGGGUCCGUGCUCGCCCAGCAGAGCCUGCAGCUCCAGUCGCAGGUUAUGAACAAGGCCAUCAGCGUUCAGCCUUUCAUGCAGCAAGUCGGCCUCGGCAAUGUGACGCUUCAGCCCAUUUCCAGUCUUCAGGCUCUUUCUAACGGGAGUCAGUCGGGACCUUUGGGUAUCGGACAGAUUCAGGUUGUGGGCCAGCCCACUGUCAUGACCAUCAACCAGUCGGGGCAGCCAAUCCUGGCCAAAGCCAUGGGUGGAUACCAGCUGCAGCAGUCGGGACCAGAGGUGUCAGCUGCCAGCUCUCAGGCCGGCAUCGGCGGCUCGGCGGGUGGACUUCUGAUACAAGGUAACAAAGCCACUGUUGGCUCUCCAGCUUUAAACGGACCGUCUGUUUCUGUCAGUAGCACAAACAGCAUCAGUGCUGCCACAAUGGCCGCUCCCGCUGGGCUGGUGGGCUUCGGAAGCGCCCCCAUGAACACGGGAGUGGUGCCUCAGACGCAAACGCAAGGCCAGAUCAUGCAGAACGUGAUCAUCCAACGCACACCAACACCCAUUCAGCCGAAACCCCCACAGGGGGGAGCCAUUCACUCUAAACUCUUCAAACCACAACAACAACAACAGCAACAGCAGCAGCAGCAGCAGCAGCAGACGGCACCCCAGGCCCAGCAGAACGAGACUCAUAAGGCUCUUGGGCUGCAGCAAAUUCCAGUUUCUGCCGCCCAGAAUGUCGCCUUCCUAACAGGAAAGCCAGGCUCCAACGUUGUCUUAAGUACUCAGGCCACGACACAAGGCCCUCAGUUCCAACAGGCACUGUUCAAGCAACAAGCAGCGCAGCCGUCCGGCAAGCCGCUCAGUGUGCAUCUGUUAAACCAACAAGGCAGCAUCGUUAUUCCCUCGCAGACGGUCCUCCAGGGCCAGAACCACCAGUUCCUGCUGCCUCAGCUGCAGGCCGGCGGGCAGAUCCUGACCCAACACCCGGGCGGCCACAUCAUAACGAGCCAGGGUCCCGGCGGGCAGCUCAUCGCAAACCAGAUCCUGACGGCGAACCAGAACAUCAACUUGGGCCAGAUGCUGACGUCGCAGGGCCACCCGGGCGCCGCCCACAUCCUCUCGGGACACAUUCAGCUCCAGCCCGGUCAGAUGGGCACGCCGACGCUGUUCCAGAUGCCGGUCGCCUCUUUGGCGCAGAGUCAGAAUCCCACGCAGACCCCGGCGGCCUCCGGCCACGCCCAGACCGUGAUCCAGGGCAUGCCCAUCCAGAACUCCCUGACCAUGGUGAGUCAGGUGGAGGGACUGAGCCCCGCCAUCAGCCUUCAGACCGCCCUGCAGGCGCAGCCAGGCGGAGUCGCCAGCGGCGCGGGGGUAGCUACCGUCUCUCAAGGCCAGACCGGGGAAGCUGUCACUGUGCUGGGCAGCGCCACAGAGCAAGCUGCUCAUCCCGGCCCUCAACUUCUGCCCCAGUCCUCCAUACUGGCCGUGCAGCCGGCGCCGUCGGUGUCCGCCGCUUCCGUGGUGGCGUCCUCCUCUCCGUCCAUGUCCGUGUCGACCUCCUCGUCUGUGACAGCCGUGGGGCUGGUCCCCCCUCAGGCUCAGAGCAGUCCAGGGAGGUUGCUGUUCACCAACCAGGGUUCCAGCAUGAUCCUGAGCCAGGAGUCUCUGCAGAUGUUCCUCCAACAGGAGCAGCACCACCAAACAGAGAAUGAGUCUACCCCCUCAGUGGGCGUCCCAGCGUCUGUAAUCGUCAGCAGCAACAGCAUCACCGCUGCGGCCCCCGCUGUCCAUGACAGCCACUUAACUGACUCCUGGGUGGGUCAGAGCCACAGCCCUUCCCCUGGCCCCUCCCACACGGCAGCAGUGGUAAAGGUACCCUCAGGUGGACCUCAGCAGGCUCUGAAGAUCCAGGGCAUGUCCUCGUCCCCGGCCCUGACCUCUCACGCCACAACGCCUCCGGUGGCAGUAAGUCCGCAGCCUUCCCAGUCCCCCCUGACUCUGAGCCAGCAGAUCCAGUCCCCCCACCAUCAACAGCCCCAGCAGUCGCGCCCCUCCUCUCAGCCUCAGCCCCAGUCUCAAACUCCCUCGCGCUCGUGCACGCCGUCGUCUCACACCAAGCUCUUUAUCGUCCACAACCAAGUCACAGAAUCUCCCAAACCUGCUCCACAGGGUCCCGUGCAGCAAACUCCACCCCAGCAGGUGCACAUUCAAGUUCAGCAUCAGCCUCUGCCUCGACCGGCCUCGCAGCCCGCUCCCUAUCAGCAAGAGAUGCCUCCGAUGUCGCAAUCCCCCAAGCCUCCCCCUGCAGCGCCCGCACAGCACCAGUUUGCCGCACCUCCCGUUAGCGCCUGUGGCACGGCUGUGGUGAAAACCCAGGUUCCCAUCCAGGGCCUCACAGCGGGGCAGCAGCAUCACCUGCAAGUAGUAGGAGCACAAAUUCAGACUCUGUCAUCCAUCACUCAGCCGUCACCUCAGCAUAAACAGCUGCUGGAGAAGCUGCAGCAGGCCCAGCAUAGCCUCAUGCUACAGGCGAAGCCUCAACCUCAAGCCACGAGUCAGUUCAAUUCACAGCAAGACGUGCCUGUUGACAAAGUGGUGAUCGCAUCAUCAGCGAGCUCUGAAGCACCUGCCCAGCUUCCCACGAUGCUGCAGGCGACCUCGGUGCUCGUCAAAACCACCGCCACAGGAUCAAGUGACUUACCGGUAUUCUCAGGAGCCCAAGGGCAAACUGGAGCAAUGGUUAAUCAGACUGUCACUCCUGUCAGCCUUACCCAGCCUGUACAGGUCCAGCCAAAGCCAGGAGUGAUCAGCUCAGUGGGAGGGAUGACUCUAGGGAAAGGUGCGAUGAAGAUCCAGGUGUUGGGACCUACUCUCAGUCAGAUGCCUGUUCCGCAGCCCCAGGCUCCUGUUCAAACUCAGCUCGCCACGCAGACGCCGACAGUAAAAAUGCCUUUAAGCACUGAGCCCAGUAAGGAAGCCAGGAUGCUGGAGCAGCUAAGAAAACACCAGGGUUCAGUGCUUCACCCCAACUACAGUGCUCCUUUCCACUCGUUUGAGGACACUCUGCACAGACUGCUGCCUUACCAUCUCUACCAGGGAACUGCCAACUCCUCUCAAGAUUAUCAAAGAGUGGAUGAUGAAUUUGAGAAGGUCUCUUGCCAGCUGCUGAAACGGACCCAGGCCAUGCUGGAUAAAUAUCGUCACCUGCUCUUCACCGAGUCGAAACAGAGACUGGGCCCCUCGGCAGAGAUGGUGAUGAUCGACCGGAUGUUCAUACAGGAGGAGAAGGUCGCUUUGAAUCAGGACCGGAUUUUGGCCAAGGAGAGACCAGAGGAGUUUGCAGCCACUGUGCGGAUGUUGGAGAGUGGCGUUUCAUCCCAGCAGAGCUCUGCAGCCCCUGAGCUCCCGUCAGCGAGUCCGGCUUCAUCCACGGCCGCUCCUGCUCCUCCUCUACCUCCUGCUCCUGCUCCUCUUCUACCUCCUGCUCCUGCUCCUCUUCUCAAGAUCGCACCCAUCCCCCCUGCUGCUGCUGCUGCUGCAGCCGCUCCUCCUCCAAUUCCAGCUCCUGCUCCAGUGUCCGCUCCGUCUCCUACGCCGCCUCCUCCCCCUCCUUCCCAUUCACCUUUCCCUCCUACCAAACUGGUGAUAAAGCACGGAGGAGGCGGAGCGUCUGUGUCCUGGUCCACCAGCUGUCCUCCGGCGCCGGCGGCCGAGCCCGUCGCCCAGAGCUCCGCCGUCGGCCGCGCUCCGGCAGCGUCGUCCUCGUUCGGCUCAAACUCCCAGGAAGGCGGCGGCGACGACGACGACGCUCUCCCGCAGCGAACCAGCAAACCGCCCAUCAAGACCUACGAGGCUCGCAGCAGGAUCGGCCUGAAGCUGAAGAUCAAGCAGGAUCAGACGGGUUUCAGCAAGGUGGUGCACAACACCGCGCUGGACCCCGUGCACACGCCCCAGCCUCGGCUGAGCAGCCGCUCCACCCCCGAGCCGCAGCCUCAGCCGGAAGCCGCCGCGCCGCACUCAAAGUCCCACCGUUUACCCACGCCGCCCAGCACCGUCAUCAGAACUCAGUCCCCGACAUGCACAGCUACCGGCUUCUCGGCCUCUGCCACAACCACUCAGAGCAACCCUUCGCUGAGAGGAAAUGUCCCGCCGUCAUGUUCCUCCUCUUCCUCCUCCUCCUCCUCCUCCUCGCUGACGCAGAUGAACGGCACGUUGGACCACCGCGCCAACAAACACAACCCCGCCCCCUCACAGACCACCUGCCGCCUGCCCCUCAGAAAAACCUACAGAGAGAACAUCAGCCCCCGGGUGAGGCCGGGUGUCCCGGGAGGCUUAGACGAAGGUUUCUCCUGCCCCAGAGCCACGCCGUCGCCCCCCAGGCACGAGGCCUCCACCCCCCCCUCGGAACGGACAGUCAUAGCGAGUGUGAGGGUGGAGAAACGAGACAGGGAGGCCUUACAGACGGAUUCGGGUCACGAGAGCGGGCAUCUGGGGAACGCGGUGCCGGGGCUGGACAAAAUGGACGAGGUGUUUAACCGAGGGGUCAAAGCCACGCAGCACCACCACCUCUCCCUCCUCCUGGACCGCGAGGGGGCGAAGGAGAGGGAGGGGGAGCGCACGGACCAAGAGACCGAUGUAAGUAAGUACAAAAGGUUCAGCGGCAAAAACAAACACAGGACUGGCGGGACGUUCAGAAUGGACCAGCAUGCGCCCGGACCUCCGUCUCCGGAGUCCUCCUUCACGCGGGACUCUCUGCUCCCUGCCAAGCGCUGCAAGUCAGACUCGCCGGACAUGGACAACGCCAGCUUCUCCAGCGGCAGCCCGCCGGACGACUCGCUGAACGAGCACCUGCAGUGCGCCAUCGACAGCAUCCUGAACCUGCAGCAGGAGCCCGCCGUCCGGGGCCACCACAUCAAGGGAGGCGGCGGCGGCGGCGGCGGGAGGACCCACCAACACCAAAGUCAGCGCCCCGGAGACUCCUCGCACAGACCCGCGGUCCCGGCUCCCCCGUCCGCCUCUUCGUCCUCCUCGUUGGCGCCGCACCCUCAGGUCGGUGGGCGGGGCCACAAUGGCAGCCUGGUCCCCCAGACUCAGAGCAGAUAACAGCCCCUCAAUCCCAGGCUGGACGGUGCAACAAGAGGGAGUAGUACAGCUACUCCCCCACGCUGUGUUGGCUUUGUUUGUCCAUUUGAAUUGUCCAAACAUUUCUCCACCUUUUCACAGCCUCAGCUCAGCUCAGCUCAGCCGCCCCCCCGAUGGAUUAAAUGUGGUUAAAAGUAAAACAGUGAACUUGCAGACCUGACCAUGCCUGCUCUUUUAUGCGUUCUUUUAAUCCUCUUUUCCUCCUCUUUGUGUUUACAUUCCUUUUUAACGCGUCCCCGGGAGCCGAGUCGGUCCGCAAGUGGUCAAAAAACGGUGCCCCCUUUCGCCAGUAGUUAUGCUUUAACGUGUUCCCGGCACCUUGCACACCCGACUCCUGUCACAGAUGCAAACAGCACAUUUUAACUGGAGCGCUCAGUUACUUUGGCUGCUUUUGCUGGCAGUACAGAUCAGGUCAGGCCCAUUUACCCACAUAUAAAUGAGGAAAAUGAUUUGAAAAAACAUGUUUUCAUUGUCGGGUCGCUCUCUAAUGCUGUAAUACCAAGAUGUCAGAAUGUAAGUGACUUUUUUUUCCCCACCACUUAAUGUCAAAUUUUACCAGGUUUCUGUUGGGUCUUGUUGCUCAUGAGGGCAAAUUAUACGUUUCAGUCAACAGGGGGCAGAUCGGUUUUAACUGACUUUUCUCAUUCUUUCAGCUUUCUCUCUCAGCUCUGUUUUUUUUUUUUAUUCUUUUUUUUUUUUUAAGGCCUGGUGGACAAUUCAAAAACAAACACAGCACAAGCAUUGAAAUGGAAUAAAAAAAAAAAAAAAAAGGAACAAUAAUAGUGUACAAAAAGACCGGAAGAGAAUUUGAAGUAUAGUAUUACAGAUUAAUUUUUGUAUUGUAUUUAUUGUGUAUAAUGACACUUUUUAAAAAGAAAUGUACAUUUAGUAAAACUGUAAAUUAAACCUCGCUUCUUUUAUGAAUCA